UUCCUGGCCACUGUGCUUCUACACCUGCAUUGCUUGCUGUUUGGGGUUUUAGGCUGGGUUUCUGUGCAACACUUUGAGAUAUCAGCUGAUGUAAGAAGGGCUUUAUAAAUAAAUGUGAUUUGACUUUAUCUAAUCACUUCAUAAUUAUUGGUGAGGGACUGAUGCGUUUGCUGGAUUUUGAACUAUGCAAUCUCGUAAGGAGGGACUAAUAACAUUUUUCAACCCCUCUGAGUUAAAACUACUACGGAUUUAAGAUGUCGGACUCUUUAUUGAAAUUUAUUUUGUGUACACUUCCGUUCAUUUUAGCGUUCGCACUUUUGGGAAUAAGAACAGAUGCUGCAUCUGGAGAAGGACCUAUUCUUCCUGAUGGACAGGAUCUUUAUUUCAAAAUAGUUGGCAUUUCACCCAUUCUAUCAGUUCCUCAAAGCAUAGUUCAUUCACCUGUCCUCAAGGUUUCAAACAAGGACCAUGGAGCUACCCACCGGCAGAAGCGCAAUGUCCUUUUCCCCAGCGGGGUCAAACUCUGCGGGCAGGAGAGUGUGCAACAAGCCAUCGCAAAUCAUCUCAGCUACUUUCACCUUCGAGUGUGUCAGGAGACGGUGUGGGAAGCCUUCAAGAUUUUCUGGGACCGCCUCCCGAACCAGGAAGAGUACCAGACCUGGAUGAGGCGGUGCCUGGACGGCACGACCACCGCUCUGGAGAUGGGCAACAACUUCAGCCAAUCAGAGGAACACCUGGCUCUGGUUGAGAGUAGAAUGUCAGUGACGGGGUUAAAAAGGCAAGGCAUCAUAUCCUAUUCACUUCAUUUGCCAUUGCAACCACUCUUUGAGCGUAUUCACUGGGCAAGACCCUUGUAUUACAUGUCUCAUUCAUUUCCCCAUUGCUGUUUUCUCUACUUCUGUUCUAUCAACUGUAGUGAUGCCACCAACUCAUGGUUACAUAUGUGCAGCACCCAAACUCCAGACACAGAACAGGAGGCUCAAGAGGUCGUCGGUGAGGUCAUCAUAGAGGAGCCAGAGGUUGCGGAGGCGGAGCCUUCCAAAGAACCCACAAAUGACAUAGAGAUGGAGGUGUUGGCGCGGGUCCACCUGGAACAGGUGGUGGAGCUGAGUAUCCUGUUGAAGGGAGAGAGGUACAGCGAUGCUCUCAGAGACCCUGCCAGCCUCCAGUACCAGACACUCAACCAGCAGUUCACUGACAAGAUAAAGGAUGCUGUGGGGGGACUGCCAGGCUUUAAGAGUGUGGCUGUGCUGCAGUUCAGGCUUCAGAAGGAUGCCCAAGGGUUGGAUGGUGUGGUGGUGGUCUAUGCGGUGACAGUGGAGGUGGAAGGGGAGGGGGUGAGCAGUGACCAGCUGGACUACCUGACCCUGCAGUCCAACCUGGUGGAGAACUCCUACAGAGAGGUGAAGGAGAGGAACUACAUCACUGAGGCCCAGCACAAGGACAACAUUAUCAGUGAUACAACUCUGGUCCUUGACCCUGACUCGCUGCAACUAUAUACUGUGUCCAGUGUUACUGAGUCCUUUGAACCCACCUCUGGAAUACCCGAGGAUUACACCAACGGCAGUGUGGAGGACAUUUUGGCUGUUGAGACUCCAACCGAGGUUGAAGCACAGGAUGUAGCGACGGGGGAGAAUGAUGUCAUUGUUGUAGAGGAGAGCAUGACCCUCCCCGCUGAGGUGACCAUCGAUGACACACGCAUCGAGGAGGAGGUACUGCUGUUGGGGAACACCGUGUCUAGAGAGAGCCCUUUGUUGGAGGACCUCCCUACAGACCCUACCUCCCCUGAGCAGCCAAAGGGUGCUACGCUCCCCGAGCCUCCUCUGGAGAUUGAGGCCUCUGGUUCAGGUGUUAAAGUACUGAAGGACUUGUACUUCCAGCCUGAGGAAGAAGAAGCCAUAGAAGAAGAGCCAGCUCCAGAAGAGGAACUGACCAUAGAAGAAAAGGUAGUUCCGGAAGAGGUAAUCAUCGAGGAAGAUAUCCAAACAGAGGAAGCAGAAGCGGUGGUCUCCGAGGAAGAUAAGGUAGAGGAGGGAACAGUGGAGGUCCCUGACACAGUAGAGGUUCUAGAAGAGGAAGCUGGACCCUCUGAAGACCUAGAGUACUCCAUAAUAGAGACGGAGACCAUUGAAGAGGUAGAGGAAGAGGCCCCUGCCUUCGUCCCUGUGGAAAUGAUGGAAGCUCCCGAGCCAGUAGGGGGCCUCGGUGUCCCCGAAAAUCCCCUUGCCAUUGCGACUCUGCCCCCAGAUGAACCUGAAGAGGAGACUAACGUGGUGCUGGCUUAUCCAGAAAUACCUGAAUAUGGAGAGGAAAUUGAGAGCUUAGAGGGACCAAUCAUCGAGAAGCCAUUAACUAAAGUGGAUGCUGUGGUCGUUGAAGUUCCGGACAUUUCUGAGAUCUCGGAGGAGGACUUGGUAGAAGACGAGAUCUUAUUGGUCGAUGAGGCUGCUCCGGACGCGACCCACACCACCCCUCUCUCUGCGGAGAAAGAGUCACCCUUCACCCGAGUCUCUGAUUUCAUAGUAUUGGAGGAGGUUACAGAGGCCACAGCCCUGGACACAGCCCCAGAACCAGAGGCAGAACAGGAGGACCAAGGGGUCACCCCAGCUCUCAUACCCGCCGAGUACCACCCUGAUCCCAACAUUUCUAUCACUCUGGAGCUGCAGACGAUAGACCCUGUGACAGACUAUGACCUGGUCCACUUCGGCGGGACAAACCAAACAGAGGAAGGGAGCAGUGGGUACCCUUCUGGAGUGGUAAAUGGUACAGACCACAGCAUUGCCAUGCCAAUCAACCCAGGGCGGGCUCUGAUGGUGUUCUUCAGGCUGAGGGUCACCAACAUGAUGUUCUCAGAUGACCUCUUCAAUAAGAGCUCUGCAGAAUACAAGGCCCUAGAACAAAGGUUCCUCGAGCUGCUGGUCCCCUACCUCCAGUCCAACCUUACUAACUUCCAGAAUCUGGAGAUCCUGAACUUCCGGAAUGGGAGUAUUGUGGUCAACAGCCGGAUGAAGUUCGGGAGGCCGAUGCCUCACGGCGUCAACAAUGCAGUCUACUUGAUCCUGGAAGACUUCGCUAACACAGCCUACCAAACUAUGAACCUGGCCAUCGACAAGUACUCACUGGAUGUAGAGUCAGGUGACCAGGCCAACCCCUGUAAGUUCCAAGCGUGUAAUGAGUUUGCCCAGUGCUCUGUGAACCGCUGGUCUAGCGAGGCAGAGUGUGUGUGUAAUGCUGGCUACUUCAGCGUGGAAGGUCUGCCCUGUCAGAGCAUCUGUGAACUGCAGACAGACUUCUGUAUGAACGAUGGGAAGUGUGACAUCAUACCUGGACAGGGGGCCAUCUGCAGAUGUCGUGUAGGGGAGAACUGGUGGUACCGUGGAGAACACUGUGAGGAGUAUGUGUCAGAACCUCUGGUGGUCGGCAUAGCGAUAGCCUCUGUAGCAGGUUUCCUAUUGGUGGCAUCUGGUGUGAUCUUCUUCCUGGCGAGGACACUACGGGAUCAGUACGAUAAGGAUGAGGCCGAGGACCCCAUACGGCGAGGGGAGAGUAUCCCGUCUCUAGAGAGGGCCACUAAGUACAACCCCAUGUAUGAGAGUGAGGCCACGACGGGCUACAGCCACUACUACCGCCGCUACCCAGAAGCCCCGGUCUAUAGCAGCGCUAGCGCCGAGGCUUCCACAGACUUCAGCAGUGAGGAGAUACGCCACAUCUACGAGAACAGCGAACUAACCAAGGAGGAAAUCCAGGACAGGAUACGCAUUAUUGAACUCUAUGCGAAGGACCGGCAGUUUGCAGACUUUGUGCGGCAGCAUCAAACUGCCCUGGAUACACGCAGACAGAGCACCCUUGAUAAACGCAGAGAGAGCACGUCCACGUAGCCCUGUAUGGGACACUCAGCUGUAUGCUGGACAACAAGGUACCUUAUCCUUAACUUUGCUCUUUCCCCGCCCUGCUCUUCCUCCUUUGUCAGUGCCUUCUCUCGAUUGGGUGAGCUCUGCUGGAAUGGGUGUGGUGGCUGUGGGCAUAUCUGCUGCUCAUUGGAUGUCUUCCAUUGGGGGAAGACCGGCCCCCCUCCAUCUGGAAUCAUAUUCGUUACUUGAAAUGAUGACAAACAAAACGCAAUGCUCUCUAGGAUACCUGUUCUUUAGGUAGCAGAUAAGACAUGAUAGAGUAUUACAUUUGCAUUUAAUGUCAUAUCUCACCCAGUUGUUGUUGACGGAAGAAUGUAGCACUGUGAAAGUGUAAAUAUUUAUCCCAUUGGAAUGUUGGAUAGGUACUGUAAGGUGUGAUUAUCACUCUAUCUGCUAAUGUGUUGUAUGGACUGUUAUGGUUAAAGAACUGUAUGAAAUAGAUGGUCUAUACCAGGGGUGCACAACUCAGGACCUCAGGCAACUCAGGACCUCAGGCAACUCAAGAAAUCAGGCAACUCAGGACCUCAGGCAACUCAGGACCUCAGGCAACUCAGGACCUCAGGCAACUCAGGACCUCUGGCAACUCAGGACCUCAGGCAACUCAGGACCUCAGGCCCUCUGGCAACUCAGGCCCUCUGGCAACUCAGGCCCUCUGGCAACUCAGGCCCUCUGGCAACUCAGGCCCUCUGGCAACUCAGGCCCUCUGGCAAAUCAGGCUCUCUGGCAAAUCAGGCUCUCUGUCAACUUCUGCAGGGACUAAAAGCAGCAGAUAUUGUUGCCCUCUGGACCAGAGCUGUGCGCCCUUGUUCUAUACCCAGCUGGAGGUUGUUGGAGAUUGAGCUCAGUUGACUGGCCAGUGUCUGUGCUGUUCUGGGUGCUAUGGGAGCUCUGUUGUCUGAGUUUCUGGCUAGUAGUAAGCCUAGGUAGUGUUCUCCUGAAGUUGGGAGAAGCUAGUUGGAUGCACUCUGUGGGCAGAUCUUAAAUCUCAGCCCUCUAUGGCUCUGGUGUAAAGUAGUGCACUAUAUUGGGAAUAGGGUGUACUUUGACAUUUUAUGAAAAGUGGACAAAUGAAGGCCGAAUCUUCCAUUUUUGUUCAGCUGCAAUAAUUUCCCCCCUCUUCUUUCCCUCCUUCUCUUUCCCUCACUCUCUCUCUACAUCAGGAAGCAGUUGGAGUUUGUUUUCUGUAGGAAAUAAAAGUAUUACGAGAGAGAGGGGGAGGGACGGAGAGUGGGAGAGGGGGAGAGAUUUUGCUGAAGGACCAAAAUAUAAGUGAAAACACAUUUAGAAUGGAAACAAUCUCAAGGGGAUUUGAUCAGGCAGUCUGUUUCCAGAUAUGUGUUAGAAAACAUUCAAGAAAGUAUAUCAAAUGUACAUGCGUAAACAACAUGUGCUCUGUGGAUAAGCAAACUCUUAGCAGCGGCUUUUAAAUCAAAUAAAAAUGAACCAGAAACGUCAAAAUGGUCCAUUCUGUAACCACUAGUUUGGACACCGUCCUUGCUUUACCCUGUAAGUAUUUCACAUGAAGAGGACUGGUUUCCAGUGAAUCCUCAAAGUUGCAUCUCUUCAUGCUGUAGGUUUACUUUUCCACAUUUGUUUUGACUGUGAAUAGUCAUAGGAAAUCAUAAGAAUACACAGGUUGAACUCUAAUGGCAACAUAUUCCCUAUAGUGCACUACUUGCCUAAAGUAGUGCACUAUACAGGUUAAAGUAUCCAUUUGAGAUGUGACCACAGACAUUUAAGAUGUUUCCUGAUUUAGGUUUACAUUUCAUGUUAUCCUGUCCUUUUCUCUCAGGCUUCUGUAUGGCUCCACACAAGCGAGAACACGGGUUACUGUGGUUGAGCACAAGCUUACCUUCCACUUAUGAUAUCGUCAUGCCUUUUCAAUCUGUGUGUUUGUUUUUAUACACAUUUUCUCGUGUGCAUAAACGGGUUUUCUCAACAUUCUCUUCCUUCAUCGGGACUCAUAGCCAAUGGGAUGGAUCCAGAACGCUGUGAUGUAAAUACUAUCCGAGUGUCGUGGUAUGUUCUUUACACUAGAAUGUCAAUGGAAUGCGCUUGAAGUGUGGACAUGUUUUGUUGUACAAAAUGAUGAUUAUUUUUUAACGUAAGCACUGGUGGAUAUUUAAACAAAUAUUACAUUACUACUUGCAGUUAUGUCAAUGUUUAUUCUUAAAAAAUAAAAUGA
Molecule: messenger RNA, 6096 nt
Organism: Oncorhynchus keta (chum salmon)
Lineage: Eukaryota; Metazoa; Chordata; Actinopteri; Salmoniformes; Salmonidae
Gene: impg2a
Product: interphotoreceptor matrix proteoglycan 2a
Exons: 18
Coding region: 255-3878 (1207 amino acids)
Biological process (GO): visual perception
Molecular function (GO): hyaluronic acid binding; heparin binding
Source: RefSeq, a predicted model, not a curated record